This is a messenger RNA of Penicillium canescens, 309 nucleotides long. RefSeq lists its product as uncharacterized. The transcript has 2 exons. Gene Ontology annotation, molecular function: DNA binding; protein dimerization activity. NCBI's taxonomy places the organism in Eukaryota, Fungi, Ascomycota, Eurotiomycetes, Eurotiales, Aspergillaceae. Bases 1 to 309 code for a protein of 102 amino acids. The record is from RefSeq and is a predicted model, not a curated record.
AUGGCUGCCUUAAAAACUACCCGAUCCAAAAAUUCCUCGGCGAGAAAAUUGAAGCGCCAAAAACAGUGUCGUCGCAAGACAAAUAUGAUGAAGAAGGCAUCUGAAUAUAGCAAGAUGUGUAAUGCAGAUGUAUGCGUAGGUAUUCGCAUGCGGGAGACUGGUCAGGUGUAUAUUUUGUCGGCCGAUGCUUCAGGCUUUUGGGCUUUUCUUACUUCGCAAUUGAGCUCUCAUUACCCAACCCCGACUGUGAUGACGGAUCGUGAUUUGGAGAAAAGCAGGGAGGAGGCAGCUUCUAGGAAGCAACGAUAG